Monopterus albus (swamp eel) is the source of this 4553-nucleotide messenger RNA. Its product is annotated as solute carrier family 22 member 23-like. The record is from RefSeq and is a predicted model, not a curated record. Lineage: Eukaryota; Metazoa; Chordata; Actinopteri; Synbranchiformes; Synbranchidae. Gene Ontology annotation, cellular component: membrane. Gene Ontology annotation, molecular function: transmembrane transporter activity. The coding region runs from base 472 to 3477 and encodes 1001 amino acids. Gene Ontology annotation, biological process: transmembrane transport. The transcript has 10 exons.
UCAGGAGGUGACUUGGUGUAACAUUGUAAGGAAAAUGGACAUUUUCCUUUCAGAGCGGUUACCGGUAAUCUCAGGUGGCCAUGUUGGGGUAGAGUCGACAGCCUUUAUGGGCAGGUGUGUUACCUGCGGCUCCCUCAGGAAGCACUUCCUUGGGCUCCAGUGCCACAGCUGGCAGACACAGAUGCGAUGAAUCAGACGACGGAAAACAUCAUGUAGUGGUCUCAUAGUUAUCACUGCCUUCAGUUCCACUCCGCCUUUGUUUUGGGAGCUUAUGCCCGCACGGGUUUUUGGUGGCACACCAAGAGGAUUGCUUCCUGAUAAUAAGAGAGGUGCGUCUUCUUUCCAUUCCAGUGAUUGACUGCGCACGGCUUUCACCGCCGGAGCUGGGGCAUUGACGCAUUGUGGAGUCGACAGGGGGUAGCACUGCAACCCCGGCUUCGCUACACACACGCAUCUAUCGGCGAGACCGCGAUGGCCGUGGUGCAGCACGACACGGAGGACCGUCAACCGGAGAACGGCUUCGUGUCCCCCGAAACCACGUCGCCGGGGCUGCUGACACGCAUCGAUGGGUCUGUCCUGCCAUUUCUCGGGGGAUUUGGGAAGUACCAGAAACAGCUGAUCGUGUUGACAUGUAUUCCGGCGUUAUUUAUUGGAUUCAGCCAGUACUCUGAUUAUUUCCUCCUUGCCCAGCCAAACAACACAUGUAUCCAGCCUUUGGCAAACCUGACUAACCAGUCUCCUGGCCAUUCUUCAUUGUUAGGCGGUCCAAAAAACAUGAGUGCGCGGCCAGUUCAUAUUUAUGCCAAUAGAAGCUCCGGCACCCAUAAUGACACGACCGGCAUGCAGUGCAAAUGCAGUGAGUGGACAUUCGAGCUGCACACAGGACUUGUGCAGAACGUGGUUACCAAGUGGAGUCUGGUGUGUGACGCAGCAUGGAAAGUCCAUAUCGCAAAGUUCUCUCUGUUGGUGGGGUCAAUCUUUGGAUACCUGGUGCUUGGAAUCCUUGCUGACUGGUUUGGCCGCCACAAAGUGCUGAUCAUGUCGGUGCUGUUCAUGCUGGUGUUUGGCCUCACUGUGGCCUUCUCCGUCAAUGUCCCUAUGUUCAGCACCCUGCGCUUCUUUGAGGGCUUCUGCCUGGCAGGGAUCGUCUUAUCUCUCUAUGUCCUCAGGAUUGAGCUGUGCCUGCCAGCUUGGCGUUUUUCAAUGACCAUGGUGGCCAGUUUUGUGGUAUUGGGUGGUCAGCUGCUGAUGCCUGGGGUGGCUUACCUCUGUCGUGACUGGCAGGUACUCCAGGCUGUUAUCAUCUGCCCCCUGCUGCUGAUGCUGUCCUACAUCUGGAUCUUCCCUGAGUCACUGCGUUGGCUGCUGGCCACUCAGCAAUACUGCCGCUCCAAGUGGAUCAUGGGACAAAUAGCAAAGAUAAACGGAGUGAAUAUGGAGCUUGACCCAGAUAACAUCCUUCCAGAACUGCAGAGAGCUCUUCAAAAGAAACCCAAAAAAACAUGCAUUGUGAAAAUGGUUGGGACAAGAAACCUGUGGAAGAAUAUUGUUGUGCUCUGCGUCAACUCGCUAACAGGCUAUGGGAUCCACCACUGCUUUGCCCGCAGCAUGAUGGACCCUGAAGCCCAGGAAAUCACCAUGUUCCAUAACUUCUAUGUAGACUAUUACACCAUGGCAGGCAUUGCCGUGGCGUCCUGCAUGGCACUGUGCCCAGCAGUGGGUCUGAUGGGCCGGCGCGGUGGCCUUCUCAUGUUCAUGAUAAUCACUGCCCUAGCAUCACUACUACAGCUUGGCUUGCUCAACUUGCUUUGGAAGUACAGUGGCCAUCUGAAUAUAGAUAGCUCAGGUACGCUGAAUAAGAACUUCUCCAUCGCCUUCUCCAUCAUUGGCAUGUUCUCCUCUCAUGCAGUCAGCAACCUGAGCAUCUUCUUCUGUGCUGAGAUCACACCUACUGUGAUCAGGGGUGGUGGUGUGGGCCUGGUCCUGGCCAGCGCUGGUUUCGGCAUGCUGACUGCACCCAUCAUGGAGCUCCACAAUCAGAAGGGCUAUUUCCUUCACCACAUUAUCUUUGCCUGCUGCACUCUCAUCUGCAUCAUCUGCAUUCUCCUGCUGCCUGAGACACGCUACCAGCCCCUCCCUGAGACCCUGGCUGAUGGCGAGAGCUACACUCGUCAACCUCUCCUUCCUCCGAGAAAACCUGGGGAACAGCACCUCUUGCUGGCCCGGUCUGAGAACAGCAGGGACUACACCAGGGUGCAUGACACGGCAGCUGCCACUGCAGUGUCCACCAUGGGCUCCACCGCCUCUUCGGCUGUUGAUCUGACUGCCCCGUCAGUUGGAGAUAUGCCCCCCAUGUUCAUGAAGAUGCACCCUGGCAAGCCUGAGCCUAAAGACCCCAAUGGUCAUUCAGUGUCAUCUUUAUCCACAAUCCCCAUCACAGCCUUGGGUAAAGAUGGCAUCAUACAUGCCAGUAAAGAGCACCUGCUGUCUUCCACUCCUUUACACAAAGUCCCGUGCAUCACAGACCCACUUUUAGCCAAUACCGAAGUAUCUCCAGCAAUACUCCCAAAUUCUGUUAAGCCCUUGUCAAAUUCUGCCCCUCCUAAUAUAAGCAACAGUAGUCCUUCUCCCACAAAAGCUGCCAACCUGGACCCUUCACUUGACACUUCCACUCCCCCUGACCCUCAGAGUGGGCCUGCACCUUUAUUGAUCAGCACCACACCUACCAUUGAACCCCCACCUACCAUUAUGUUAGAAUCCCCAAACCCCCAAAGUAAUGAUAUUGACAAUAUCACCCUGAAAUUUGACCCAGAGGACACUCAUGUUGCUUCAGCAGACUCCCCUACUCCUUCUACACAUGAUAGUCUUGCUUCAUCCCCCACUGCCUCUCAAGUUCCUCUGACAGACUACAAUGUUUCCACUGACCUUCCACCCUCCAUUAGCACCGACACUGACAUUCCCAUCCAGUUAGAAACACUAGAUGAAUCUUCAGCUCUCCCUUCAACUAGUGACGCCCCCACACCUCCUGUCAUAGACUCCCAACCACCACAGUUAGACUCUACCUCUACUUGUGCUGAUGAUAUAUUUCCUCAUUCCACUACUCCCAGUAGACCAGUCACUGCUUCCUCGUCACCUGUUCCUCCCCCACCCACUGACUCAGGCCAGAUGGCCUCAGAGGACUCCUCUACACCCCCUGUCAUAGAUGAAGCCAGUGCCAUUCUCCCUGUCAAAGACAGUGUGCACUCCUCCACUCCAGAUUCAACUGCUCUGACUGUCACAGACAUUUUACCAGAUUCAUCUGCUUCCCUCAUCACAGAUUCAGAACCAACUUUAAUCACAGAUUCAGGCUCUGCAGAAGAAACACCCCGCUCUAUAAUGGAAUGCACAGUCUCCUCGCCAAUAGACUCUGGUGUUCUCUAUAGCAGGGACAGUUCCAGCACAGAAAACAACGCUGUCAAGGAUGUGGCGACAUCAUGACUCAGUGUUGCAGACAGGAAAAAAGCUUUAUUGUUGCACCGGAAGGCAACCCAUGCCACACAAAUACCUGGGAAGUUGGGAAGGCAAGAACUCUCCUACUCAGACUUCAGGUACUUGAUGAAGACUGUCCCCACCUGAAGCUGAUUAGACAUGUCUUACAGAGUUGCUGUAUGCUUCUCAAUGCCACCCCCACCCUCCCCUUCCAUUUAGCUAGACCAUUCAAGUGAGAGAGAGCGAAAGGCUGGUAUGUGACAGUGUGACAGUAUCGUCUGUGUGUGUUUUUUCUUUUUUGAAUGUCACUGGAAAUCACCAGCCUCUAAACUACUUUGAUGUAAAUGAAUGGGAAAAUCACUGUCUGUCCUUUUAAAGAGACUUCAAACUUAAAACCCACAAUCACUGAGAUGUGUCAUCGGGACUUUUGAGAAAUGCAAAAAAAAAAGUUUAACAUUUGUAUAAAAAUAUUACCGUACCUGUGGAGACAAGAAGAUCUGAAUGUUACAAAGAACUUUUUGACAUUAUAGAGGUAAACAAUUCAAAAUGGAGUGACCCCCUCCACCCUUUAAAUACAAUGCCAAAAGCUACUGUACUCUGACCAAAAUCAAAUGUAGACAUAGUGCCAAAACAUUUGUAUUAAAACAGUAUUUGCCUGUUAAAGGAAAAACCAUUUUGUGUAGUCCCCUCCCGUAGAGCAUAAGUGAAUUAAAAUGAAUCCUAUUUCAAAAUUCAGACAUACAAAAAACCUUUAGUUUCUCAGUAAGACUGAAAACUGUAUUACCAUUUGAAUUAGAGUUGAGAGGUGAGCUUGACCUAAAGUGCUUUCAUCAACACAUGGUUCAUUGUAUAAACAGUGAUAUUAGUGGAACAAAUGACAUAUUUUGUCAGUCUGGGGAAAAAAAAACAACUUAUCUUUCCAGUUGUUUCACUCAAUGAAAUCUAUGGUAUGCAAAUGAUUUUAUUUGUAAAUGCGAUAUUGUAAGUAAAUGCUUAAUUAGUUGUUAAGCUUGAUUCAGUUUUUUAAAAUCCAAAGUGUUAAUUUGAAUACUGCCCUUAGUGUACAGUCUUGCAAUGUUUGUGGC